AUGUUAUCACUGCUUUGUUGCUUAAAGCUAGAAAAAAUAUUCAACAACGUUUUAUUGAAGUUGUUUGAAUUAUCACUAUUUAAUCAUCACUUAUUCUAAUUAAUAUUUAAUUUUUUCAACUUAAUUAUUUACAUCAUUCACAUUGAUUGACGAACCAUUGUUGGAUGAAAUUAUUUAACUCGAGCAAGUUUUAAGGUCAAAGCCCAUAACCUUGAAUACAAUUCACUAGGUUCACAAUUUUUUUCUCACUAUUUUUGUAAUUAUUGGAUUCCAUCUGGAUCUAUUGUUCAGCUAAUUCUUGGAGUGUCAAAAACAAACGUGAAGGUUGGUGACAUUGUUCAUUGGUAUUUGCAUUAAAAUGGGCGAUAUAAUCCAUACAGAAACAGAUAGAGUGCCAAGUCCUUGUAGACUGGAACACUUUAGUGAUAAACAUCCUAAAUACACUUUAGAAGCAUUACACUCUUUGCGAAAAAGGAGAGAAUUAUGUGAUGUCGUUUUAAUUGUGUCAAAAAGGAAAAUUUUAGCUCAUCGAGUUGUAUUAUCUGCAUGUAGUCCUUAUUUCCAUGCAAUGUUUACCGGCGAGCUCCAAGAAAGCCGUCAAGCUGAAGUUGAAAUCAAGGAUAUUGAUGAGCAUGCAAUGGAAUUAUUAGUAGAUUUUGCAUAUACUUCUCAUAUUGUAGUCGAAGAAGGUAACGUGCAAGUUUUACUGCCUGCUGCAUGUUUGCUUCAAAUGACAGAGAUCCAAGAAGUCUGUUGUGAAUUUUUAAAAAGGCAACUUGAUCCUAGUAACUGCCUCGGAAUCCGGGCUUUCGCUGAUACUCAUUCCUGUCAGAAACUCUUCCAUUAUGCUGAUAAAUUUACUCAAGAAAGAUUUCAAGAAGUCAUUGAAAGUGAAGAAUUUCUACUGCUUCCAGUUCACCAGUUGAUCGAUAUUAUCUCUAGUGAUGAGCUGAAUGUGCGUUUGGAAGAGCAAGUUUACAACGCAAUCAUGUCAUGGGUUAAAUAUAAUGUUGCUGAACGACGACAACACUUACGUCUGGUAUUAGAGCAUGUACGUUUAUCUCAAUUAACAGCUAAAUUUUUAGUUGGCACCGUUGGGUCAGAUAUUUUAAUCAAAAGUGAUGAUGUGUGCCGAGAUCUUGUUGAUGAAGCUAAAAAUUAUCUUUUGCUUCCAAAUGAGAGAGCUAUUAUGAUUGGAUCAAGAUUUAGACCACGUAAACCUAUUAGGAAGGGCGAAGUAUUAUUUGCAGUUGGAGGUUGGUGUAGUGGUGAUGCCAUUUCUAGUGUUGAAAGAUAUGAUCCUAAUACAAAUGAAUGGAGAAUGGUAGCUCCGAUGAGUAAACGCCGAUGUGGCGUCGGCGUCGGUGUUCUUAAUGAUCUUCUUUAUGCUGUUGGAGGUCAUGACGGGCAAUCUUAUCUCAAUUCAAUUGAAAGAUAUGAUCCUCAUACAAAUCAAUGGUCUACCGAUGUAGCCCCAACAGACUCCUGUCGUACUAGCGUUGGUGUAGCUGUUUUAAAUGAUUGUUUGUAUGCAGUUGGUGGACAAGAUGGAGUUUCUUGUCUGAAUUAUGUUGAAAAAUAUGACCCAAACACUAAUCGUUGGACUAAAGUUGCUCCGAUGAGCACUAAAAGACUUGGCGUUGCAGUUGCUGUUUUAAAUGGAUAUUUAUACGCUGUCGGUGGAUCUGAUGGAUCAUCACCUCUCAAUACAGUUGAAAGGUACGAUCCACAAUUUAAUAAAUGGUCAAUGGUUGCACCAAUGUGUACUAGAAGGAAGCACUUGGGCUGUGCUGUUUAUAAUAAUAUGAUUUAUGCUGUUGGAGGACGAGAUGAUACAAUGGAACUUAGUUCUGCCGAACGAUAUGACCCUCGAUCCAAUCAAUGGCAACCAAUUGUGGCCAUGACUUCUCGACGAUCUGGUGUGGGUUUAGCUGUUGUUAAUGGUUAUUUGUAUGCUGUUGGUGGUUUUGAUGGAAACACUUAUCUUAAAACAUUUGAAGUAUACGAUCCAGAUAAAAACCAAUGGAAUUUAAAAGGCUCUAUGAACUAUCGUAGGCUUGGAGGUGGAGUUGGAGUGAUUAAAAAUAUCCAUGAAAAUGGCCCUAUACCUCAGAUAAGUAAUGCAGAGAUUCAGUACUUUUGUAAAAACGACCAACCUACAGUACGAACCAACAGUAAACCUUGUCGAUAAAUUGGUGUUUAAAAGUAUUGGUUAAAUUAUUUAUUUGUUACUCCAAUGAGCUACCUGACGAAAAGUGGAAAAUCCGCUAGCCUCCAGCCGACCUGUUAGGGGCGGCCUCGGC
This is a messenger RNA of Tetranychus urticae (two-spotted spider mite), 2303 nucleotides long. The record is from RefSeq and is a predicted model, not a curated record. NCBI's taxonomy places the organism in Eukaryota, Metazoa, Arthropoda, Arachnida, Trombidiformes, Tetranychidae.